Molecule: messenger RNA, 1358 nt
Organism: Centropristis striata (black sea bass)
Lineage: Eukaryota; Metazoa; Chordata; Actinopteri; Perciformes; Serranidae
Gene: galm
Product: galactose mutarotase
Exons: 10
Coding region: 101-1132 (343 amino acids)
Biological process (GO): beta-D-galactose catabolic process via UDP-galactose, Leloir pathway; glucose metabolic process
Molecular function (GO): carbohydrate binding; aldose 1-epimerase activity
Source: RefSeq, a predicted model, not a curated record
AGAAGAAAGAAAGGAGGAAGCAGAAGAAGAAGAAGAAGAAGAAGGAGAAGUGCAAACAGUCGGUGCUGAGUGUUUCAGUGACAGACAGACAGACAGCUCCAUGGUGACUGAGGUGAGCUGCCAGCCGUGGGGGGAGCUGGGGGCCCGGGGCCCCGUGGACCUCUGGGUCCUCCGGUCCUCUCAGGUCCGGGUGGAGGUCCUCACGCUGGGAGGAAUCAUCAGGUCGGUGCUCUGCAGAGGGAAGGACGGCCAGAUGGAAGACGUCGUCCUGGGCUUCGACCACCUGGAAGGUUACGAGGCGGACCGGCGGUACCUGGGGGCCGUGGUGGGCCGCGUGGCCAACCGGAUCGCUGGGGGCCGCUUCACGCUGGAGGGGACGGAGUACCAGCUGCACGCCAACAACGGGCCCAACGCCCUGCACGGGGGCCUCCAGGGCUUCAACCAGGUGGUGUGGCUGGCUGCAGCAGUAGAAGGAGGAGUCCAGCUGAGUCUCACUAGUCCAGAUGGAGAUCAGGGAUACCCAGGGGAGGUGCAGGCCUCCGUCAGAUACACCCUGCAGGAGGAGACCCUGAGGGUGGAGUACCUGGCCCGCUCCACCAGGACCACGCCCAUCAACCUGACCAACCACGCCUACUUCAACCUCAGUGGACAGGGUGCAGCAGACAUCUACGACCACCAGGUGUCCAUCAGCGCUCCGUCCUACCUGCCGGUGGACGACUCCGUCCUUCCUACAGGAGAGGUCAGAGCGGUGGACGGCACGCCCUUUGACCUCCGGGAGCCGGCUCAGCUGGGCCCUCGGCUGGAGGAGGUCCCAGCGCCAGGCUUCGACCACAACUUCUGUCUGUCCUCACCUGGAGACACCUGGACAGAGAGACCUGCUGCCAGAGUGGUCCACCCAGCCAGUGGGCGGGUCCUGCUGGUCUCCACCAAUCAGCCGGGGGUCCAGUUCUACACCGCCAACUACCUGGACUGCUCCGGGAAGGGCGGGGCCAGGUACGGCAAACACAGCUCCUUCUGUCUGGAGACCCAGAACUGGCCUGAUGCUGUCAACCAGCCUGCGUUCCCUGACUGUCUGCUGCGUCCUGGUGAAGAGUACAGACAUGUAACCAGCUUCACCUUCACCACCGUCUGACCGUCGGACCUGCAGCACUUCUAAAGGAUCAAUAAUUAUCAUUAUUACUAAUAGAUCAAUGUAAAUAUAAUCAUGUCUCAUAAUGAUCAGCAGCAGUGCCUUUAACGGUUAUACUAUGUCUAACUGUGUAAUUUGAUGCAGAUUUUUGUAAUAUGAAGAAUUGUCCCUGAUGUUUGAUCCUGUGUCGUUAUUACAAUAAAUAAAAAUGAAUCAAGAGUCUCUGACA